AUGGACGCUGCCGCAACGCCGACCGCCCGCAUCAACAAGUUCGACGGGACCAACUUCCACGCAUGGAUGUUCAAGAUGCAGAUGGUGCUCGAAGUACGGGACCUGUGGGAGGUCACAUGUGGAGAAGUCAAGCUGGAGCACUGCACCAACGUGAUGGAUCAAUCGACGUUCAAGAGAAAGUCACACAAGGCGCUGGCGAUCAUCUGUCUCGCAAUAGAAGAUUCGCAGCUGCCGCUGGUCCGUUCAGCGAUUGGAGCGUACGAUGCAUGGUCAAGGCUGGAAGGGCAUUACGAGAAGAAGAGCCUGGCAAACAAGCUCUUUCUUCGUCGUCGUUUCUUCACAACUAUGAUGGAAGAAGGUGAUGAUGUGCUGGAGCACAUCAACAAGAUCAAGACUCUAGCGGAGCAGCUCGACGCUGUGGGUGCUCCGGUUAGCGAGGACGACUUCGUGAUCACGCUUCUUGGGAGUCUAAGCGAUUCGUACCAGUUUUUGAUCACGGCGUUAGAGUCACGUGCGGACACGCUAACGUGGGAGCUGGUGACGUCUCGACUACUGCACGAAGACAUGAAGCGCAAGGAACAAGGUGGCGGUGUCGACGGAUCAGCGCACGGUCAAGGUCAAGCGUUCAUGACAAGCAAUCACAGCAAGCGAAAAAGAGGACGGCCUGUGCAGAAGGCCAGUGCAUGUCACUACUGUGGGGAGCACGGACAUUGGAUUGCCAAGUGUCCGGUGCGUAUCCGUGGGAAUACGGAGCGGCAAAGGCCGCAGCGAGCAAACAUCGCGCAGGUCGAAGAUGACACUGGCGAGUUUCUGUUUUUAGUUGAUGGAGAUAACAUCAAGCUGAGUGAAGAGUGGCUGGUCGACUCAGGUGCAACUCAGCACAUGACAUACUCAAAAGAGUACAUGAAGAACUACCAGAAGAUCUCGCCAGUGGAUGUGCAUUUGGCGGAUGAUGGCGUGGUACAAGCAGUGGGAAAGGGAGACAUCAUCAUGUCAAUGAGGACAAAACACGGCGUCAAGAAAUGUGUGCUUACUGGUGUGUGGCACAUCCCCAAGUUGACGCGCAACCUGUUCUCUGUGGGGUGUUUUACGAAGGACAUUGGCCACGUCACAUUUGAAAGUGACGGGUGCUUUGCUCAGUCGAAGAGUGUGAAGUGGCAGCUGGGUACGCGCAAGGGAAAGGGCUUAUUCAAGUUAUGCAUGACCCCGCUCAUGUCAGAUGAAGCAAAUGUGUCAAGUUCAACCGGUUUCAAUGGGACCAACCGGUCGUACCUCUGGCAUCUUCGACUUGGCCAUAUUGGCCAUAACGGUCUAGACUCCAUUGUCAAGAAGGGCUACGGCAACGGCAUCAACAUCACGUCUGUUCAACAGUGGGAGAUGUGUCAAGGGUGUGCUCUUGGCAAACAAACUCGAGUGAACUUUAUGCCAAAGUCCCCAGAGAGUGCAAAGAAGAUGCUAGAAGUCAUCCACAGCGAUGUCUGUGGUCCUAUGCAAACAGCUUCGCUCGGUGGAAGCAGAUACUUUGUCACGUUCAAUGACGAGUAUUCACACUUUAGUGUGGUGUUCUUGCUUAAGAACAAGUCUGAAGUGGCUUCUAAGUUUGCCGAAUUCGUCGUAUUUGCAGAGACUCAGACAGGAAACCGCGUCAAGCUACUUCGCAGUGACAACGGCGGAGAUUACAAGUCGCAUGAGAUGACCAAGCUGUGCAGCAGUCGUGGCAUUGUACAAAAGUUCACGCCUCCCUACACACCUCAACUCAACGGAGUGGCAGAACGGAUGAACAGGACAUUGGUGGAAUGCGCUCGCUGCAUGUUGGAUCAUGCCGGACUGUCCAAGGAAUAUUGGGGUGAAGCGGUUGUAACCGCUACAUUUCUUCGAAACCGAUGUCCAACACGUGCCACAAGUCAAGACAAGUCGCCACAUCAAAUCUGGACCGGCAAGAAACCGCUGUUUUCAAAUCUGAAGGUGUUCGGUUGUCACGCAUACGUGACGGUCCCGAAGCAAAAGCGCAUCAAGUUUGAUGCGCAGUCAGUCUAUUGCCGCUUCAUAGGAUACUCUGAACACGAGAAAGCGUAUCGCUUUGAAGAGAUCAAGAGCCGUCGUGUUCUAGUGAGCCGCGACGAAAAUUCAUGGAAGACGUCUUCGACAGUGGGAGACGCACCGAAAGAGACGCAGAAGAUGUCUUUGAAAGUCAAGAAGAUGAGAGUACAGGUCAUGAAUGUCCUUCCGUACCAAUUCAGCCUGACGAAGAAGACGCUGCGCAAGACCAAGAUACGGAGCCCGGCAGUAAGCGCCACACGCGAACCCCUUCGUUGGAACAAGCUGUGGAGAUUCCGGUUCCCAAGCGGCAGAGUCAAAAGAAUUUUGCUCAAAAACAUGUCGGCGGUGGCACAAGUCGAGGACGACUUUGAGACAGCCUACGUUGUGGAUUCAGUGGGAGAUAUGCCGAAAACGUUUAAGUCGGCGAUGGAAUCCAACAACGCGGUCAAGUGGAAGGAAGCGUGCGACUCCGAAAUCGACUCCCUCCGCAAGAACAAGACAUGGCAGUUGGUGCAAUUACCUAAGGGUCGGAAAACUAUCGGACGCAGAUGGGUGUUCCGCGUCAGAGAGAAUAGCAAUUCAGUCAGGUCGCCACAAUACCCAGGCCUGAAGUUGACCAAGGCCAUGUGCGAAGGAGGUUGCAAGCAUGAAGAAACGAUGGCAAAUUUUCCCUACUGGAACGCCUUAGGAUGCCUCAUUUACCUUAUGGUUGGCACCCGUCCCGACCUUGCAGCUGCAGUGGGAGUGCUCAGCCAGUUUGCCUCCGAUCCGUGUCCAACACACUGGCAAGCACUCAAGAGGGGUUUUCGACUGGGCCGGCGACAUAGAGUCAAGGCGCAGUACAAGUGGAUACACCUUCAUCAUGAACAACAGUUGCAUCAGCUGGAGGAGCAAGAAGCAUCGAACGGUGGCACUAUCAUCACGGAAGAAGAGUCCAUGGCGCUAUCGGAGGCUACACAAUAA
Messenger RNA from Peronospora matthiolae, 3003 nucleotides. Lineage: Eukaryota; Oomycota; Peronosporomycetes; Peronosporales; Peronosporaceae. The record is from the annotation of a GenBank genome assembly.